Pelobates cultripes (western spadefoot toad) is the source of this 587-nucleotide messenger RNA. Lineage: Eukaryota; Metazoa; Chordata; Amphibia; Anura; Pelobatidae. The record is from the annotation of a GenBank genome assembly.
AACUGGACCUGUCAGACACCUCCAGGCCCAACCGCAAUCCACUGCUGGAGCUCCUGCCUCCAACCGCUGGCUCAGCCACCGUGGAACGCAAGGACUGUGAUGGCCUCGCUCUCCUGCGUGAUCCCGCCACGUACGCACCUUGCCGGAUGAUGUCUCGGUUCGAAGUGCGCACGCCGCGUGGCGUGUGCAAUGACGACACUUCCUGUUGGCGUGGAAGAGAAGCGCAUGGGCUCUGCGAUCUUUCGGUCAUUGCUGCCGGCGCCAUCUUGGAUCAGUGCACCGCCGACUUCACCAGCCUGAUUCCGCUGCCUCUACAGAUGGCUGCUCAGGGUGUGCGGCCAGGCUGCCACCUCGCCUGUGCCGCUCGCUGUGUCGCACCAGGCUGGGAGAUAGGUGGGAUGGAGGACUCAAUCUCCUGGCCCUCCACCCGCCAGGAACAUCAGUCCGACCAGUCAUCUCUCCCUCAGCUGGGCCAACUGUCCUCACGCCCGACACGAGCUCGUCCAGGGCACCCUGGCCGUGCACCUCCAGGUAGGAUUGCAGGAGCCUCUGCAGGUCAGCUUCUGGGUCAAUCGGAGCAGCCAUAA